AACGCCUGUGAGCUCGCUCUGAAAAGUCAUGGUUCUUCCCGGAUAAGAAAUUGACAGGUGCUCGAAUUUUGGAAACUAGCUUCUAGGCUAUACAAUUGACGAUAGCCCCGUUCUUUCACUUGCCAACGCUUGGAGUUCGAGACACUGGUGAUUUACUGUGCAGCAAACCUCUAAUCGAAAGAUUAAACAUGUCAUAUUCAAUUCAAGAAAUAAACUUAGAAGGUGUCUCUCCGGAACAAGUGCAAUAUUUGGCAAAUCUUAUAGAAUCCAGCAAGCAUCAUGACGCAAAUCUUGUAAACAAAGGUGAAGUUCCAAAGUUGCAGCAGUUGGUCCUAAAUAAGUGUCUAAGUACGAUAGCUGACGACAAUGAAAAUGAAGUCUUUGUUCAAAGUUGUCCUAAUAAUGACAGCAUUAGUGAUGUUCCCAACUCAUACUAUAUGAUUGUAAGUGCCAGUGGGGAAGAUAAUCAUGAAAUGUAUCAUGGUGCUGAGAUGGACAUAGAGCGCCUGGCGUUGCAGAGAACAAAUCAAUCCUACACCCAGGACCCAUGUAUGGCAAGUGCAGACACCUCAUUUGGAGAGGAGAACAUCUUGGAUCAUCUCACAAGACAGGUUGCAAUGCAGCAGCAGUAUCUGUGUAAUGCCAUGAAUAUUGUCCCCACAGGCAUGGACAGCAGUAGUAGAUGUUAUUCAGACAAUGACAGUUUUAUUUCCCAGGAUCCAAAUUACAAUGCCGGGGAACCUCAGGGACUGAAUGAUAGUUUAAAUGGAAGCUUGAUGAACAGUGGGUUUGCUGUUCCUCAAUAUCCAGUGACCAGCUUACAUCAACCAGUCAUUCAGUUACACUCCACUCCAGAGAACAAUCCAGGGAGAGAGAAAAAUCUGGUGCUGAUUAGAAGUGAAAAUAUGGAGACACCCGAGAAUCACCACCACACUGCAGUGACCUCUCAAGGCUGCUAUGUUUACACUCCACACCCCAGGACUGGGCAGCUGCUGUACAUGACUGCCACUGACGAUGGCUCUCCCCAGCUAUACCAGCCCCUCCCCCAAGUGACUGCCACACCCAUUCCUCCUACCCAAAAAGACAAAAGCAUUUUUACAACACCAAAGACAACAAACUGCACACUGAACAGCAGCGGUGAGGAGACUCAAGAGAGCCCCUCCUCUGGUGAUCCCCCCACUGAUAAGUCCUCAACCACAGAUGUCUCCUCCACCUCGGAUGGAUCCACCUCUCUGUUGAGCUCCACAUUGGACAAGAACAAUAACAAGUUCUACGACAUCUCUUUGUUCAGUAGUUGUGUUGGAGAAGAUGGUCGGGAACAACACAAUAUGAAAGAGAGGAGGAGAAGAGCUAGAAUCAAAGAUGCCUGUGAUGUUUUAAGAAAGCUGGUACCUGGUAUGUCUGAUAAGACUGACAAGGCUACAGUAUUUGAAUUUGCCGCCCGAUAUGUUCAUUUCCUGAAGGGAUUUGUUGGCAAUCAACAUGACAAGGAUUUCCUUUUGAAGUAUAGUCCGUAUUGAUCCAAAUAGAAAAUACAUCUGGAAGAGAUGGACAUUUAUAUACAAGAGGAGUCCGGACAAUGCCCAGUGCCUACAAGCAGUGUUUUUUUACUGCAAUUCUGACUUGCAACAUAAAAUCUUAUACUAAAGUGCAGGCCACAUUGGCUUACAUAAGAUAGCUUUCUGAAAUAUUACAGCUUUGUAAUCAAGUAUGACAACUUUUGAAUAAUUCAGAGCUAAAUGUGUGAUCUGAAAGCAUGAUGUUUUGUAAAAUUUGUCACUUUUCCUUGAUUAUACUUGUAUGUCAAAUGUAUUGUUCAGUAUUAAACAUAAGAAAUUUUUGUACUUCUA
Molecule: messenger RNA, 1850 nt
Organism: Saccostrea echinata
Lineage: Eukaryota; Metazoa; Mollusca; Bivalvia; Ostreida; Ostreidae
Exons: 7
Coding region: 189-1520 (443 amino acids)
Biological process (GO): regulation of DNA-templated transcription; spermatogenesis
Cellular component (GO): nucleus
Molecular function (GO): RNA polymerase II cis-regulatory region sequence-specific DNA binding; protein dimerization activity; DNA-binding transcription factor activity, RNA polymerase II-specific
Source: RefSeq, a predicted model, not a curated record